GAAACAAGUCCUGAUCUCAUCUGUCACAAACAGAUGCUCAUCACACCGGUCAUCUCAACACCACUUCUGUUACAAGGAUGGACCAUGACUGGCAUGGCAGCAGGAGAAGUGGUCACCGCAGCAGACACGAUGAGGAUGAGGAUGAAUCCGUCUAUAUUGGCGUUCCAGUGCCACGGGAAUACAGAAGGAAGUGCAGACAUCACAGACACACGUCACGGCAUUCCCACGAUCGGGACGGCCGGGAGAGACACCAUAACCGCCAUGAACACCAGAAUCAAGAGGAACCAUGUGACCCAGAUGAAGGAGAGCAGGAUUCAAACGAGCUCUCUGACAUCAACUCCACCAUGUCUCCUGCUGCAGAGAGACUACGCCACAUCCUCAGAGAGGAAGAUGAGCCCACACCCACCCUCUUCACUGAGAUGGACACACUGCAGCACGAGGGUGGGGAGAUGGAGUGGAAAGAGUCGGCCAGGUGGGUUAAGUUUGAGGAGAAGGUGGAGGAGGGUGGAGAGAGGUGGAGCAAACCGCAUGUGUCCACGCUGUCUCUGCACAGCCUGUUUGAGCUGCGCACCUGCCUGCAGACGGGCUGCAUCCUGCUGGACCUGGAGGGCUAUUCACUGCCGCAGAUAGUGGAUGACAUAAUUGAAAAGCAGGUGCAGGAGGGUCUUAUAGCUCCAGAGAUCCGUGAGAAGAUCAGUUUUGUCCUCUUGCGGAAACACCGACACCAGACCAAGAAGCCGAUCCACCGUUCAUUGGCGGACAUCGGAAAAUCCAGCCCCUCGAACCGCAGUCCGAGCCCGAGUUCUCGCUCUGGGUCGGGUUUCCAUCGCUCCACUGAGGACCUGCGAGCUCGUCAGAGCGGCAGCCUCAGCAAACUGCAUCCUUCUCAGUGCCGCAGUAUGAAUGAUAUUUGCGUCACACCCAGCACCGACCAGCUGAAGAAUAAGUUCAUGAAGAAGAUCCCCAGAGAUGCCGAGGCGUCUAAUGUGCUGAUUGGAGAGGUGGAUUUUCUAGACAAGCCGUUUGUGGCCUUCGUACGUCUGGCUCAAGCCGCAACGCUAGGAGGCCUUACUGAAGUCCCUGUGCCAACAAGGUUUCUCUUUGUGCUGCUCGGUCCCAAUGGCAAAACCAAAUCCUACAAUGAGAUCGGUCGCGCCAUGGCUACACUCAUGGUUGACGAUCUGUUCAGCGACGUGGCCUAUAAAGCCAGAGAUCGUGAGGACUUGAUUGCUGGGAUUGAUGAGUUUUUGGAUGAGGUGAUAGUUCUUCCUCCUGGAGAAUGGGACCCCAAGAUCCGCAUUGAACCCCCGAAGAAACUGCCUUCAGCAGAGAUGAGGAAGUCUGUUUUCUCUCUGAAUGAGCUGGGGCAGCCGAAUGGGAAUGCAGGAGGAGGUGCAGCGUCUGCAGAAGACGAGGACCUGCCGGCUCCACAUGAACUUGGAGAGGAGCUGAAAUUCACUGGCCGAUUUUGUGGAGGACUGUGGCUGGACAUCAAGCGUAAAGUGCCCGGGUUUCUCAGUGACUUCUAUGAGGGCUUCCACAUCCAGUCCGUCUCUGCGGUGCUCUUCAUUUACCUGGGCUGCAUCACCAAUGCAAUCACCUUUGGAGGACUGCUGGGGGACGCAACCGACAACUACCAAGGUGUGAUGGAAAGCUUUUUGGGCACGGCUUUGGCCGGCGUGGUCUUCUGCCUCUUCGGUGGUCAACCCCUCAUCAUCCUCAGCUCUACAGGACCGAUACUGAUCUUUGAAAAGCUGCUGUAUGAAUUCAGCAUAAACAAUGACAUAGACUACAUGGAGAUCCGGCUCUGGAUCGGCCUGCACUCCUGCCUCCAGUGUCUGAUCCUGGUGGCCACAGACGCCAGCUACAUCAUCAAGUACAUGACACGCUUCACCGAGGAGGGCUUCUCCAGCCUCAUCUCCUUCAUCUUCAUCUCUGACGCCCUUAAGAAAAUGAUGAGCAUCUUCAAUUAUUACCCCAUCAAUCGAGACUUCAAGCCAGAUUACCUCACCAGCUACAGGUGUGACUGCCAGGCUUCUGAUCAAGUGGCUCUCAACUCUUCUUCUCCAUUAGGCCUAGAAAACAUCUCUGAUUACUCAAUGUUCAACUUCUCUGCUCUGGACUGGAAUCAGCUGAGUAAGAAAGAGUGCUUGAGUUUCGGCGGUUCCCUGGUGGGCAAAUCCUGCAAAUACGUCCCUGAUCUGGCCAUGCUGUCUUUCAUUUUGUUCUUCGGCACUUACUCCAUGACCAUCUCGCUCAAGAAGUUCAAGGCCAGCCGUUACUUCCCCACAAAGUGUCGCACCUUGUUAGCGGAUUUUUCCAUAAUUGUAUCCAUCCUGGUCUUCUGCGCUCUGGAUUAUGUGAUGUCCUUGGACACUCCCAAACUGCAUGUGCCCACCCAGAUAAAGCUUCGGAAGCUCAUCAGUGAUUUUGCAAUCUUCAUGUCAAUCAUGACAUUUGUUGGUCUUGAUUUGUUUAUGGGGCUUAAAACACCUAAACUGAUUGUGCCAACCGAAUUUAAGCCGACGCGGCCGGAUCGAGGCUGGAUCGUUAUGCCUUUUGGGAAGAACCCGUGGUGGAUGUGCUUGGCUAGUUUUGCACCUGCUCUUCUGGUCACCAUCCUCAUCUUCAUGGAUCAGCAGAUCACGGCUGUCAUCGUCAACCGAAAAGAGAACAAACUAAAGAAAGGUUGUGGUUAUCAUCUGGACCUGUUCUGGGUGGGCAUCCUCAUGGCUGUCUGCUCCUUCAUGGGUUUGCCCUGGUACGUAGCAGCCACAGUCAUUUCCAUCGCCCACAUCGACUCUCUGAAGAUGGAGAGUGAGUCCAGCGCUCCUGGCGAGCAGCCACAGUUUCUUGGUGUGCGGGAACAGAGAUUCACAGGCAUACUGGUGUUCGUCCUCACUGGGGUCUCUGUCUUCCUUGCACCGGUACUGCAGUACAUCCCUAUGCCUGUGUUGUAUGGUGUUUUCCUGUAUAUGGGCGUCGCUUCUCUCCAUGGCAUCCAGUUUUGGGAGAGGAUGAAGCUGUUCCUCAUGCCAGCCAAGCACCAGCCAGAUUUUGUCUUCCUGCGGCACGUACCCCUGCGGCGCGUGCAUCUCUUCACUCUGGUGCAGAUCACCUGUUUGGCCGUCCUCUGGAUCCUCAAGUCCACUGUGGCCGCCAUCAUUUUCCCUGUCAUGAUUCUGGGCCUGAUGGUCGUGAGGAAGACUCUGGACCUGAUCUUCUCGCAGCAUGAUCUGGCCUGGCUGGAUGACAUCCUGCCCGACAAGGACAAGAAGAAGAAGGAGGAUGAGAAGAAAAAGAAAGAGAAGAAGAAAGCCAAGUCGGAAGAACACAACAACAGCGAUGAAGAGUGUACCUGCAUGCAUAUCAUCUGUUGCAACUGUGUCGUCUUCUCCCAGUCAAAUUGUCCCAAAGACUCCCUCCCGUCAGUGAAGAUUCCUCUGAAGCCAGUGAGUCCGUCAUGUUGUCCAGACCCUCCUAAUUCUGACCCCUCGGCCUAACUGAGUUAUCACCCCUAUUCUUGCGGCCCUGGCGAACUGAACCUGGAUCUGGACAGAUUGACAUCCCUUACAUGAACCUGAAGCAUCCGGCUGAUCAAACACACAAACCACAUUUGUCCUCACGCUUACGAUGAGAUACCAUCUGAGUCACAAACACAGCAUCGCUGGCGCUUUCCCAAACACACGAGGCUCACAGAUGUAUGAUAUUUUUGUGUACUUUAACCAACGCAGCCAGUGACGCACGUUUCCAAACCCACAUUGACCAUAUUGUGCGUGAGUCAUUCAGACCUUGGAUUUUACUCAAGAUCCUUCAUUUAGAUCUAGCUGAGCUGUGCCAGUGUGAAUGGCUGAGCUCACAACACACAAACACUUGCUGCGUGUUAAGAUCAGCUCAUGAGAUUUUAACUCUAUUCAGAGAAGACCUGGAAAGACUCAAAUAAGAAGCAGAAGAGGUUUAAACUAAGUUUAUGAUUUUAUUAUCAUAUUGUAUAAAUAUAUUUGAACUGUAUGAUAUUAAAUAUGUAUUUCAUAGAAUCUAGUGAGAGACAGUCGCAAAUAAAUUCAAUUAUAGUUAGAAAGACAGUGUAUCUAGUAAAUUCAGUUGGAUUAAAUUGGUUGUCUUUCAAUUAAAACAUAUAUUCCAAACAUAGAUUCUGAGUUCUUAUUGUAGCAUUUUAUAUUUAAAAAUCAGAAAUGUGUAUCUGAGUAAUGCUGAAAUGUUUCCAGACAGUAAUAAAUGCGUCUUUGUGAUCUGUGAGAACAAUGCACAGACUUUGUUUUAUUCAGAUUCUGAUUGUUCACUCGUGUUUAGUUCAAAUAAAGAAUGAAAGAGGGCCGAAUAUAUUUUCAUUGUCAACCCUUA
Molecule: messenger RNA, 4365 nt
Organism: Sinocyclocheilus grahami
Lineage: Eukaryota; Metazoa; Chordata; Actinopteri; Cypriniformes; Cyprinidae
Gene: slc4a5b
Product: solute carrier family 4 member 5b
Exons: 28
Coding region: 78-3503 (1141 amino acids)
Biological process (GO): bicarbonate transport; regulation of intracellular pH; monoatomic anion transport
Cellular component (GO): plasma membrane
Molecular function (GO): solute:inorganic anion antiporter activity; sodium:bicarbonate symporter activity; monoatomic anion transmembrane transporter activity
Source: RefSeq, a predicted model, not a curated record